Ilyonectria robusta is the source of this 693-nucleotide messenger RNA. RefSeq lists its product as uncharacterized. NCBI's taxonomy places the organism in Eukaryota, Fungi, Ascomycota, Sordariomycetes, Hypocreales, Nectriaceae. The coding region runs from base 1 to 693 and encodes 230 amino acids. The transcript has 2 exons. The record is from RefSeq and is a predicted model, not a curated record.
AUGGACGACGAGGGUUCGUUGGAGAUCGAGGAGGUCCUCGCUCGUCUUAACCGAGGAGAAGACAUGCCCAGUGGCGAGACCCAAGGGCCGGAGCUGAGCCAAGACGAAGGUGGUAGCUGCCGGAGCGAGGUUAACUCUGACCGAUUGGGAAAACAGAUUAACGAAGUCACAUCAUCGGGUAUGUUUGCUCUGGACGGGCCGCCAGAUAUACCCGAUGUGGAGAAGCUCUUGUUUGCCUGCAAUGCAGUGAACGGGGAUGUGGCGGCUGGGGGAGGCAAAGCCGGCCCGACAACACGAGUGGAAUCGGCGGAGAGACGGCCAGGGCUUGCUGACGGAUGUGAGCCAUACAUUCACGUUUCUCGGGGCGACGAAUUCGCCGACACAUUUGAUGCCUCGUUCUUCGCGAAGACGUUCCCCACGCUAUUGCCCUUUGGCGUCGGGGGGCCACGGUUGGUGGAAGAAGCCGCCCUAAGCGUGGGAAGAGGUGCCGAUAUGGGCGGAGCAGAGGUGGCGGCGCAAGACCUCGUCUCUUCCCGUAACAUGAGUCUGCGAACAUGGGCCGAUAUCACGCUCCGGCGCCAUGUCGAGGAACCGUCGCGUCAGCAUGUUAAGCGUAACGAGGAAAGAUUUCCGCAAGAUAGAGCGUAUUAUACGGUUGCUCUCGGCAGACAGGUUAGCAGCAGCAAGGAUUGA